AUGCAUUUAUAUCUUAUAAUAAAUGCAAAAUCAGAAUUAAAGUUUUUAAAUGAAGAUAUUUCUUUAGAAACUUUUAAUAAAACUUUUGAUCAAAUUGCAUCAGCAAUGGCAAAUAGAAGUAAUUUAUUUGAAGAUAAUGAAAAAUUUGAAACAAAUUUUAUUUUUGAACAUGAUGAAAUUGAAGAUAUAGAAGAAUUAAAUAAUAAUAAUUUAGAAAUCAUUGAUUAUAUUGAUUUAUUAGUAAGUAUAUUAAAUGCAGAUAAUAUUAAUUUUAAUAAACAAGAAGAAAAAAUCAGAAUUAAUCAUGAAGAUUUAGAUUUUGAUGUUGAUAAAAUGGUAAAAAAUUUAAAAUCUUAA
Funneliformis mosseae is the source of this 357-nucleotide messenger RNA. NCBI's taxonomy places the organism in Eukaryota, Fungi, Glomeromycota, Glomeromycetes, Glomerales, Glomeraceae. The record is from the annotation of a GenBank genome assembly.